Messenger RNA from Notechis scutatus (mainland tiger snake), 1651 nucleotides. Its product is annotated as ras-related protein Rab-6B-like. Gene Ontology annotation, molecular function: GTP binding; GTPase activity. The record is from RefSeq and is a predicted model, not a curated record. Lineage: Eukaryota; Metazoa; Chordata; Lepidosauria; Squamata; Elapidae.
GACGCACGCGGGCGCGCGAGGCCGGAAGCGACGCAGGCGGCUGCCAGGCGGUGGAAGCGCACCCGCUGAGGCGAUUCUCUCUCUCUCCCCGUCUUUUCUCAGCCCGGCUUUGCUCCGCCGCCGUCCCCGCUCCCCAAGCCAUGUCGGCGCCCGGAGGAGCCGGCGGAGAAUUCGGCAACCCGCUGCGAAAGUUCAAGCUGGUUUUCCUCGGCGAGCAAAGCGUUGGAAAGACCUCCUUAAUCACUAGAUUUAUGUAUGACAGUUUUGACAACACUUAUCAGGCCACCAUUGGAAUUGAUUUCCUUUCAAAGACUAUGUAUUUAGAAGACCGCACGGUCCGACUUCAGCUUUGGGACACAGCAGGCCAGGAACGGUUCCGUAGCCUCAUUCCCAGCUACAUACGUGACUCAACUAUUGCAGUGGUAGUCUAUGACAUUACAAAUCUGAAUUCCUUCCAGCAAACCUCCAAAUGGAUCGACGAUGUGCGAACAGAAAGAGGAAGUGAUGUCAUCAUUAUGCUGGUGGGCAAUAAAACUGACCUUGCAGAUAAAAGGCAGAUUACUACAGAAGAAGGUGAACAGAGAGCCAAAGAACUAAGCGUGAUGUUCAUUGAGACUAGUGCGAAGACGGGCUACAACGUGAAGCAGCUUUUCCGCCGUGUUGCUGCUGCGUUACCUGGGAUGGACAACGCUCCCGAGAAAAGCAAAGAUGACAUGAUUGACAUCAAAUUAGAGAAACCUCCUGAGCAGCCUGUGACGGAGAAUGGCUGUUCUUGUUAAAUGUUCUCCAGCGUGGCAGCCCCCCUUCCCAGUUAGCCAGUUCAGUCUCUCACUGAAGAGCUCCACUUCUUACUGACUACCAAAACACGACUUUUCCGAGGGCCCGAGAAGGCCGCUAAUAGGCGAUUGGAGUCAUCCCGCCUCCUCCUCCUCCCCCCACCCCUCCUCCCGCGUCGUGUGGGCAGCCCCAGUCGCUCCCGUUUACUGCAUGGUGUGAACCCUCCAAUGCCUCUUGCCCUUCGUUGGUUGUUGCACUUUGGUGCUGCUGUGGCACUCUUUUUUUUUUUUUUUGCUAGGUUUCCUUGCCGGGUUGUCCUAUGAAUGUGCAAGGGAGGAACUUUGUCCAUCUUUUAAAAAAAACAAAAAAAACAAUAUUGAUAAACUUACCAUAAAGGAACUAAGGCAUUCUUCCUUUCUCCACCUCCCUCCUUUUUUCAAAACAAAAACAAAACCCUUUCUACCGCUGCUUUUUAUUCAUUUGCACAUUUGGGUAAGUCUUCAUUGGUAGCAAGAAGAAACCUGUCCUGUUUUUCUUUCCUCACGGAUGGUGCUAAGGCAGAAAGGAACACCUCAGAGAGGAUUGACAUACGUUCUCUCUCUCUCUUCCUAGAUUAUCUUCAGUAUCUUUUAUCCCAGGUGGACUGAUUUUAUUUCUCCUCUCUCCCCCCACCCCACCCCGGCAUGGUCUAUUGCUGGAUAUGUACAGAGAUGGUAGGCAGAAAUGGACCGUUUGGGGAAGGGUUCUGAGUCCUUAUGUGGGAAACCUGGUUCCUGCAUAGUGCUGAGUUGGGAGUUUCCAAAAUGGAGGACGCAUAUUCUCCAGCAGUUUAUUCCACCCUGCUCUCUCCUCUUGAUAACUCUCCAAAAAAAAA